Heterocephalus glaber (naked mole-rat) is the source of this 5865-nucleotide messenger RNA. The record is from RefSeq and is a predicted model, not a curated record. NCBI's taxonomy places the organism in Eukaryota, Metazoa, Chordata, Mammalia, Rodentia, Bathyergidae.
GCGGCGCCGGGCCGCCCGGUCCGGUCCCCUCCGCGAUGGCCACGCCGGCGGCCGUCAACCCUCCGGGGACUCCAGCAAUGUCUGCAGAUGGCUUAUGACAAGAAUGUCCUUCUGAAGAGCUGGAGUGAUGUGCAGGAAAUGGCUUCUGACAUACCUGGAUCAGUGACGUUGCCUGUUGCCCCCAUGGCGGCCUCUGGACAGGUGAGGAUGGCCGGGCCCAUGCCUGCCCGAGGAGGAAAACGGCGUUCUGGAAUGGACUUCGAUGAUGAAGAUGGUGAAGGGCCCAGUAAAUUUUCAAGAGAGAAUCACAGCGAGAUCGAGCGGCGCAGGCGGAACAAAAUGACCCAGUACAUCACGGAGCUCUCCGACAUGGUCCCCACCUGCAGUGCGCUGGCCCGGAAGCCAGACAAGCUCACCAUCCUGCGCAUGGCUGUCUCGCACAUGAAGUCCAUGAGGGGCACGGGGAACAAAUCCACAGACGGGGCCUACAAGCCUUCCUUCCUCACCGAGCAGGAGCUGAAGCAUCUCAUUCUGGAAGCCGCUGAUGGUUUUCUGUUCGUUGUGGCAGCUGAGACAGGGCGAGUGAUCUACGUGUCUGACUCAGUAACACCUGUUCUGAACCAGCCCCAGUCAGAGUGGUUUGGGAGCACCCUAUAUGAGCAGGUGCAUCCUGAUGAUGUGGAGAAGCUGAGAGAGCAGCUGUGCACCUCAGAAAACUCGAUGACAGGGCGGAUCCUGGAUCUGAAGACGGGGACAGUCAAGAAGGAGGGACAGCAGUCAUCCAUGAGGAUGUGCAUGGGCUCUCGGCGCUCUUUCAUCUGCAGGAUGAGGUGUGGAAAUGCUCCUCUGGACCACCUGCCUCUAAACAGAAUAACCACCAUGAGGAAAAGGUUCAGGAAUGGCCUUGGCCCUGUGAAAGAAGGUGAAGCCCAAUAUGCCGUGGUCCACUGCACAGGAUACAUCAAGGCCUGGCCUCCCGCAGGAAUGACGAUACCCGAAGAAGACGCUGACGUGGGACAAGGCAGUAAAUAUUGCCUGGUGGCCAUCGGGAGACUCCAGGUGACCAGCUCCCCUGUGUGCAUGGACAUGAACGGCAUGUCGGUGCCCACGGAGUUCCUGUCCCGGCACAACUCCGACGGGAUCAUCACAUUCGUGGACCCGAGGUGCAUCAGUGUGAUCGGCUACCAGCCCCAGGACCUUCUGGGAAAGGACAUUUUGGAAUUCUGCCACCCAGAGGAUCAGAGCCACCUGCGAGAGAGCUUUCAGCAGGUGGUGAAGCUGAAGGGCCAAGUGCUGUCAGUCAUGUAUCGAUUUCGCACCAAGAACCGGGAGUGGGUGCUAAUCCGCACCAGCAGCUUCACCUUCCAGAACCCCUAUUCCGACGAGAUUGAGUACAUCAUCUGCACCAACACCAAUGUCAAGCAGCUGCAGCAACAGCAGGCGGAGCUGGAGGUGCAUCAGAGAGAUGGACUGUCCUCCUACGACUUGUCUCAGGUCCCUGUCCCCAACUUACCUGCUGGUGUUCACGAGGCUGGGAAAUCAGUGGAAAAGGCAGAUGCAAUCUUCUCCCAGGAGAGAGACCCCCGGUUUGCUGAGAUGUUUGCAGGAAUCAGUGCAUCGGAGAAGAAGAUGAUGAGCUCCACCUCGGCAGCAGGAGCCCAGCAGAUCUACUCCCAGGGAAGCCCGUUCCCUCCUGGACACUCAGGAAAGGCCUUCAGCUCUUCAGUGGUUCACGUGCCUGGAGUGAAUGAUAUUCAGUCCUCGUCAUCGACGGGCCAGAACAUGUCCCAGAUCUCCCGGCAGCUAAGCCAGAGUCAGGCUGCAUGGACAGGGAGCCGUCCACCCUUCCCAGGACAGGCCAGUAAGACCCAAUCAUCUCCCUUCGGAAUUGGGACGAGCCACACCUACCCGGCAGACCCGGCUUCCUACAGUCCUCUCUCCAGCCCGGCCACCUCCUCACCAAGUGGGAAUGCCUACUCCAGUCUUGCCAACAGGACUCCAGGGUUCGCUGAGAGUGGACAGAGCAGCGGGCAGUUCCAGGGGCGGCCCUCCGAGGUCUGGUCGCAGUGGCAGAGCCAGCACCACGGGCAGCAGAGCGGUGAGCAGCACUCCCAUCAGCAGCCUGGCCAGACUGAAGUGUUCCAGGACAUGCUGCCUAUGCCAGGAGACCCAACCCAGGGGACUGGCAACUAUAACAUCGAGGACUUUGCCGACCUAGGCAUGUUCCCACCCUUUUCUGAGUAGCUGUGGGCAGAGCAAGGCUCCCCUGUGCAGGGCCACCACCGCGCUGUGACAUCGACACCAGCUUGCCCUGCUGCAGGACCCCACCACAGUGCCCUCACCCCUGCGCACCCCCAGGCAUGGCGCUACUCGGCUCUCACCCACAGCUCUGGCUUCUCUGUUGCUACUGACCAGGGCCCUGCUGGACGUCUGGGGCUUGGUUGUAUUUAUUGCAUUUUAUCUGUGUGUGCUCAGGAGGUGAGCUCUCUGGCCCUCACACUCAGCUAUGAAUAGUCCCUUGUAAGCGAUGUACACCAGGAGGAGUUCACUUGAAACUCAGAGCAGCAGCGGGCCUGCCUGGGACUCUGGAAUGGCUUCUGCUUGCUUUUCACACCUGCUAGCUGGUGGCCUGGGGUGGGAUAAGAGGCAGGGAGAGUCAGGGCCUUUGUCACACCCUGGAGCCGAGGAGUGUGGGGACUUGGGGAUGCCCACUGCCCUGCUGCUGUGCCUGUGGGCCCAUUGUGACGUGGAUGUUUGUGCUUUGUGUGGUGAGACACAUGUGUGUGUUUUGUGUGUUGUGCCUCGUGUCUGUUGUGUGUGGCCAGAGUGGGUGCGUAGAAUCCAGACCAUAAGGAGGGUAAGAACGAGAAUACGCACCCCCCUGCCCCUCCCAGUGCUCAGCAGUGCCCUCACCAAGAAUGCUGGCUCAGGGCGGCAGGGAGGGGGACCGACAGGCUGGCCCUUCCACAGUGUCACCAGGAGCCGGGGCUGGGGACCUACUCACUGUGAGGGGUCAGUUAUUUGGUCUGUGCCUCUGCUUCAGAACCAAGCUCCUCCAUGCAAGAGAAGCAGCCUUUCCUCCUCUCAGAGCCCCAGGCAUCAUUUACAUCUCUCACUGACAGCAGGGACAGAAUGCCUGGCCUCCUGGGCCAUGUCCUGGAGUGGACAGGAGCAGCUGUUGUGUGGAGAGGGCACCUGAUGCUCUGUCCCCCAGAGGGACACAGAGAGUGCAGGUCUGUGAGGCAGUGGACUGGGCUCCUCCCACAUAGUCUCUGGGGCCCUGAGUCCUCGGUUUACUCAAAACAGGAGUACUGGCUGACUUCCAGAAGCCUCCGCCUGCUGCCCACUUAGCCCAAGGUCCCUGGCUUACUGUGUUUGGCUUUUAUAGUCCCCUGCAUCCUCCUGCACCUUUCCCAGGUGAGGGCUGUCUCCGUCUCCCUUGUUGGCCUCUUUUCCCACCAGUCACCUUGUUUUCCCACUGCCACCCAUCAGCCCUCUGAUGCCCACGUGGGACAGAGGAGCCCACCCUUGGGAGAGCUGUGGUCCCUCCAAGAGUCCCUGCAGACACUGCACAGCACCGUGUCCUUGCCAAUAGGUCCCAGAGGUCAGGAAAAUGAAUGAAUGGAGGAAGCCCAAGUACAGGGAGGAGUAGGGCCGUUGCUCUGGCCCCUGGGAGCGCUGCCUGGUGCCCAGGCCUUUGACCUGUCAAAAGCCAGCCUUCCUCAGCAGGAUGCCCUCCCCUGGGACCUGGCCUUCUGUGGUCCCCAUUCUGAGACCAGCUGAGGGCCAGCCCUGAAGUCUGUAGAAGCAGCUUUUAGUCCUCAUGUAGACAGUGGUAAUCGGGUCCUGGGUGUAGAUGCAUGUGUUUGCUCUGUCCUCAGAGGAGCUCUUGCUGCUGGGGAAAUGGGAGUAACCACGGGCAGCCCCAGCUUGGGCUCCUGGUGCCAACCAGCACCCUCUCAGUGCCUAGCGCUGGGCUUGCUCUGGGCAACAAGCAUAAUCUUUCCCCCCAAAAAAGGCAUAAAAAUAGCUUUAGGAGCAAAGAAGUAUUUCUUGGUGAAAGGGAAAUAGACUUGGUGUGGCCUUUAGCUUGUGAGUUUGGAAGGUUCACUUCUGCCCUCUGCAUGUCAGAGGACAGUUGGGGGCACCAGAGAGCAGCCGACUGUGCUGCUGCCCUGGUGGUCUGUGCUGGACCCUGAGGGAUCUGUAACCAGCAGAGAAAACCUUGCUCCCACCCACCUCCCAUCUGCUUCUCUGACCUCAGCAGUGAAGGAUUCCUGGUCCUGGGAGGCACGGCAUAAGGAGAGUAGUGAUCACCAACCACCAAGGCCUGACCUCCUCCCUCCCUGUCUUGUCCUGGGAGUUGGGCGGUGACCAGAGUGGAGUCUGAUGGGUGGGUAUGAGCCCCAUGUCUUUUCUGUCCCCACUCUGCAUUUCAUUGUGAUUCUCAGAAGCCGUCUUGUAGACAGUAAGAAAGUAGAUGAGGAGUGACAGGGAGAAGCCUAGGACUGGGCGGAGCUCACCAGGGCAUAAGAACACACCCCUGAACUGGGCUUAGUGACCUGGUUUGGAAAAGAAUCCCCCAUACCCAUCUGGCUGGCCCAGGAGGCCAUGGUGCUGGUGGGCCCUGAUGUCUGCUUGGCCUGCAGCCCGUGCCCAGCCAGGCCCCCUCCUGCCAGAGACGGGUCAUUGCCAGAUGAGAAAGGGGAGGCAUGGGGCUUCCUGUAGCAGUGAGUUGGUUCCUGUCUCCUGGAUGUUCCCCAGCUUCUCCUCAGGCUGAGGGUCCCACCGUCACUGCCAUCAGCGACAACAUACUGAGGCGCCACCAGGACUGGCCAGUAAUGGUGAUAGUGGCUGGGAAGGUUCUAGAACACGCUGCCUGCAUGUCCCUCUGCUCUGGCUUUGUUGUUAGCUCUGUUCGGGGAGCGAGAGGCCAUCACAGGAGCCACGUUCUCCUUCACUUCCCAACAUAUCAGGUUCAGCCCUCUGGUUACUUCAUUACUAGAGAACAGUGCCGUGGGGAGGGGAGGUGCCAGUCCCUAACAGCUUACACUGGGGUCUGCUGCAUCAGUACAGCGAUUAUGUCCCCAGGUUAGCCACACCUGCCAGUAUCAGUUCUCCAAACAGCUUGGCACAGGAGGAGGCAGGCCCCGGGCAUUGAGGAAGGCUCGCUGUCCCACACACAAGGGCCAGCCAUGAGCUGUGUGCAAACCAUGCCUGCUCACCCAUGAGGGCCAUCUGCUCAUAACAGUUAUCACCUGUCACUUAAACAGGAACCAGCCAGGUGGCCAGUGAUAGAACAUAUGCGCUCUUUGUAUUACUGGAAAGGGGGCUGGUCAGGAUGUUGCUGGUCCGAACCUGCUAGGAGUCCAGCUUCCCCAUCCCUACUGGAUCUCAUGCACCAGGAACCAUAAGCACCCUCAUGUCUGCCUGCACCGCUGCCUGGGGUCCAGGGGAACUGGAAGAGGUGCCACACAGGGCAUGCGCACAUUUUCACACCGCACACCUGGGUCUCAUGGCCAGAGCUGCUUUAUGGUCCAGAAACCAGCCAAAGCCCAGGGGCUACCAACUAGCAAAACCCAGGCUUGACAGGCUGGGCAGGAGCAGAGCAGCUUGCUUCAUCUAACAAUCAGUUUUCUUAAAAAGAUCUCACAAGCAGGUUUCAGUGAACAACAAGCACUUAAUCAUCUCUCUCUUAACCUUUCUUCUUAUGGAUGUGAACUGUGCUGUGGAUAAGUCAUUGUUUGUAAUUCUUGAAUGUUCUCCAUGACUAACAGUUAUUAAGUCGGUGUGUAUAUGUAUAACUAAUGUAACUGCCUCUGAAAUUUUCAGUAAAAUAAAAAUGACUUUGCUCUGAACCCUAAA